AUGCAACAUUUGAUGAAGAAGUUGGUAGAAGCCAAGCAUGUUCACUUUGAAAGGCAACAAGCUGAUUCAAGUGAGAUUAGGGAUCUCUUCUGGGCUCAUCCUGAUGCGGUCAGACUCUUCAACACAUUCCCUCAUGUGGUCAUCAUGGAUUGCACGUACAAGACAAACAGAUAUCAGAUCCCCUUGCUUGAAAUGGUUGGUCUCACUUCUACGGGGUUGACUUUCUCCAUAGAAUUUUGCUACAUAGUUAGGGAGCACACAAUUGACUAUGUUUGGUCCUUGGAGUGCAUGAAGUCUCUUAUUGCCGAUGAUGCCAGAUUACCUCAAGUGAUUGUGACUGACAGAGAUUUGGCUUUACUGAGUGCUGUUAAGCAAUGUCUUCCCAAUUUGAUGGAGAACUGGAAAUGCCUGAUAUAUGCUGAAACAGUGGAACAAUUUGAUGAGGAAUGGAAGGAAAUGUGUGUCAUGUGUAAGGACUACCCAGAUUUCAUAUCCUACAUUUCUACUACAUGGUUAAAGCACAAGGAGAAAUUUGUGAGUGCGUGGACCAAUUCUGUGUUGCAUUUUGGAACAACAACGAGUAACAGUGCACAUUCAACCUUGAAGAGGAUGCUGAAAGACGGCAGAGGUGACGUGUGCGCCUCGUGGGAUGCAGUUGAUAGGUUGACCACUGUACGACACAAUGAAAUCAAGGCAUCAUUUGAGCGCAGUAUCAACCUUGUAGAACAUCGUUUCAAGUCGCCCAUGUAUACAAAUAUCAGGGGAUUUGUGUCCAGAAAGGCCAUGCAACUCAUGGAAGAUGAACAGAACAGAGUGAUGCGUGAUGGUUGUGGAUGCGCGUUUCAAGUUACCCAUGGGCUUCCUUGUGCGUGUGCACUUCAUAGUUACGAUACAAUUCCGUAUGAGGCAGUCCACACUUUCUGGAAGAUACUUGGUUGGGAACAUGUACCCAUUGGGAGUCAAGCCUCAAACCAAGGAGACCUCCAGUCAGAGAUUGAUGACUUGACCGCUUAUUUCAACACUUUGGAUGUUGCGGGGCAAAGUAUGCUAAGGAGGAAGGUAAAGGAGCUUUAUUGUCCUUCUAGUAGUUCACUGUGUCCUCCUCAAGUGAAGAUAAAGCCCAAGCGCUCGUCCAAGGCUAUGGAGAGUAAACCACCUAGUCAACAAAAACCAUCCUUACAGCGUGAUCCUUGUUAUUGGGAACAUGUUAACAAUAGCCUCAAGCCAACACCUAACAAAGUCUCUUGUCCUCGAAACCGAACUCCUACACCACUAGCUCUGAAGUCAAACAAGAAGUCUAAGAAGAGCAACCAGUCCACCACCAGCAUAUACUUGGAUGAUUUGCCAUCUUUCUUCCAUCAAUAUAUAGAAAAAGUCAUAGAUGUUAUUCCAGAUGGUAAUUGUGGUUAUAGAUCAGUUGCUGCAUUGUUCAGACCCGACAUAGGUCAAGACGGUUGGCCUUUGAUUAGGGAAGAGUUGCUUGUAGAACUCUCAGAGAAUACCGCUUACUAUAGCAACAUAUUUGGUUACGAGAGGGUUCAGUCCCUACAAAAUCGUCUCAUCCUCCCGAUUGGUACAAAAGCAACUGAAGACAAGUGGAUGUCUCUACCGGAGAUGGGGUACCUCAUUGCUACGAGGUUUCAAGUUGUCUUCAUCUCCAUUUCACUAGACGGUUGUUACACUUAUCUGCCAUUGAGAGGAGGCGCCCCACCGGAAGUACAUCCCGUUAUAGCAGUUGGUCAUGUCACCAACCACUUGGUUCAGCUCAAGCUAAAGCCGGGACAUCCUAUGCCAACACUCGCUCCCCAAUGGCCGUUUUUGGCCAAAGAACCCACAGUCCAAUGGAUCAUCCCGUAUGCGGCGCGUUUGGCUACAUUUACGGCAGAAUUCAAUGCUUGGAUUGAUGCUACGGGUGGUCCUCAAGAGAAUGUCUUUAUAGACCUUGCAGAAGAUUGA
Molecule: messenger RNA, 1956 nt
Organism: Lotus japonicus
Lineage: Eukaryota; Viridiplantae; Streptophyta; Magnoliopsida; Fabales; Fabaceae
Exons: 4
Coding region: 1-1956 (651 amino acids)
Biological process (GO): regulation of DNA-templated transcription
Source: RefSeq, a predicted model, not a curated record